This is a messenger RNA of Parathielavia appendiculata, 2870 nucleotides long. RefSeq lists its product as uncharacterized. The transcript has 4 exons. Bases 270 to 2522 code for a protein of 750 amino acids. The record is from RefSeq and is a predicted model, not a curated record. NCBI's taxonomy places the organism in Eukaryota, Fungi, Ascomycota, Sordariomycetes, Sordariales, Chaetomiaceae.
CCCGCUCCCACUCAUCAAACUCGCCGAUUUCCCCGUACCCAACGUGAUCAGGUACGCUACAUAGCACAGUAAAGUCAAGCAUUUAGCUGUGGUAUGGCUGCCGACCUCGGUCCCAACCCGCUAGCAACCCGAGUCGCAUACCACAUAGGGCGUGCUCCGGCGCUACCUAUUGCACAUACAUAACCCUCCGCACCAUCGUCGGCCAUCUCGGUUGUUCCGCGAACAAUGUCCCGCCAUCUCCUGGCAAUCGUGGGAUCGGUCAACGGAACAUGACGAUGGACUCGGAGACCGCAGGCGUUAUAGAAGCCUACGAAGAGCUUUAUGUCAGCCCGACCUGCUUUGUCCAGACUGCCGAGAACAGGUUCGGCCCCGAUGUGCUGGACGACCUCAAGGCGUUCGUGUACGAAACAUCCCACGCUAAUGACGUGGAUUUCGACGAGGACGAGGACGACGAAGACGAUGAUGAUGGAGAUGAAGAAGAGGACUGGGUCGACGCGGGACUUGUGUUUUUGGAGCCCCACGAAUGGGAGUUGGCCUUGAACAACAGCGGGCUCGAGACAGAUCCAAACCACGCGCAGCACGGCUUCCCCAGAAUUGCAACCACGAGGCACAAUCUCACGGCGCUUUCCCAACAGUACAAUCUCUAUUUCGCGGCGUACCAGGACAAAAUAUAUGUCUACCAGCCACGGAGGGCAGCGCCCCAGAUUUUGCCGUCUCCAUCGCUCAUCCUCCACCCGCGACCGUCAAAACUGGGCCAGGAGCGCGGGGGAGUUUUGGACCGGCGCUUCCCACAUCAGGUCAACCAUUUGAUCGUGGGGAACCUGGGGGACUCGGAGAUCGUCCUGCUCGCAUACGACGACGGCGACGUCAUAGCGUACUACACCAAGGCCAUCGUCCGUUGCAUCAAGGGACACAGCGACAAGGCACGCAGCCCUGCGGCAUCUCCAAUCCGCCACACAGCACACCCGAAGCCGUUCUUCCACGAGAACGUGGGCAGGUCAGCCUGGGGGCUCGCCAUCCACGAGCUGUCUCGGCUUAUUGCCGUUGGUUCUAAUCUCCACGAGGUUACCGUCUUCGCCUUCGCCCUUACCCAUACAAACGCCGGCUUCAAAAUGCCCGAGGUGGACGAUUCUCCGUUGCUCGAAUGCGGCCAGACUGCGUUUCAACUCCAGAGGCACUUCCAGUCGAGAACACGCACGUGGAGGAUUAUCCUUCCGCUCGGUAGGACGGGACAUAAUGUGCCUAACCUCGACUUCAUCGACGACGAAUUGGGUGAAGCAGAGAAGGUCGCUGCGACUGACGUUGUUGGCAACGUAUGGCUCCUCGAUAUAUGGAAGAUUGGUGCCUCGUCGAUCCAGUGGGCGGACCCUGUGAUGAGGGACCAACACAUGAUCCACGCUUACAAAGGCUGGGGCGUGCUGGUGAUUCCGUAUCGAAAUUUCAAGCCAGCCAAAACCAUCCGCGAGUCGCUCGGGCUGCCUGGGGGUGAAGUCAUUGCCGUCACGAAAUCUGAGGAGAGCAGGGUAUGGCUGGAUACCACAUGCAGUUUGUACUACAUCAAGGGGUACACAUCCAAUCCCGAUGCCAUAUUUCGCCAUCGCCGCGCCCGUAUUGACUACUCGAGAACGCAUGCCGCAAGCCCUCAAUGUCACGAGGACGAUCUCUCCGACGCAUGGGACAGUGGCAGCGACACGGACGAAUAUGAUCCCGCUUGCACGGCCAAGCCAGCGGACACGGUUGGCAAGUUGUCCUGUUCCCUUACGGCGGAUCAGGAAGAAGACCGGUGGCUGUCGAUCUCGCCUUUCUCAGGCAAGAGGCUGGAUUUGGUGAUUGACGACAUGUCAGACGAGACACAACUGAGUCGAUGCAUCAUCCCCAGCUUCGGCGAGACGCAGCCUAAUGUCAGCGAAGCCCAAUGGGCGCUCUUCAACCCGGCGAACAAUCGGGCGGAGAGAACAAGACAAUUAGAGUUUUCCAAGGCCAAACUGCCCAGCCACCUUGCCAAGAACUACUGCCUCCUCCGCACUUCGACGACGGACGUCGAGCUCCAGCCCUUUGACCGCGACGCGCCCUGCAUUGAGUGCAAGUACUUGCUCACCAACAACACCCGACCGGCCACCAACAUGCCCUGGGACCUCCACCCCGUUUACUCGGAGCGCAUCAGCAUGCUCCUCCACGUGCCGGCUCUGAACCUUGUCGUGGCCGGCUCGCCCACGGGGCGUGUCGCGCUCAUCACGCUGACCAAGACGGCCAAGAGGCUGCACCUGACCCGGGUGCGCUACGGGUUCCGCGUGGACUGUGUGCUGCCCCGCAAGGCCGACGAGGACAAGAAGCUGCGUCCGGAAUGCACCCUCAUCGGGGUUGCCAUGUCGCCUGCGCCGAGCCGGGCUGGGAAGGGACUGGAAUUGCGGCCGAAAGCGGGGCCGGUGAUGUACAGGCUCAUUUUGCAUUACAAGGAUCAUACCAUUCUCAUGUACGAUGUCGCCAGGUGCGCGGACCAGGAGGAGCUGUUGGUCUUCUGAGUCGAGGGGCAACGGGCUGCGCCUGGAGUUCGGGACUCUGAACAACUGGGUUGUCUUUGGCCGAUGGCGGCAAGGGGUAAUGAUUGACAUGAUCAUGGGGCCAACCAGUAUGGCGUUUCGUUUGGCGUCGGGGUUGGGGACGGCGUUGCGGCUCGGGGAGAAUUUGGUCUUGAUUUGCUACAAUGCCCGGCGGAGUGCCAUCUCGGGCAGGAUGUGCGAUAUGGCAAUGCAUGGGGAAUGGCGUAGACUGGGAGUAACGGCCAGAAUUUAGUUUUCUUUCCCACGUCUCCAAGUGAUGCUUCGGGCUCUCGAGGGGCUCGGGCCAGCGCAGGGUAAGACAAAUAGCGG